This is a messenger RNA of Canis lupus familiaris (dog), 1039 nucleotides long. Its product is annotated as myelin P2 protein. The record is from RefSeq and is a predicted model, not a curated record. Bases 1 to 399 code for a protein of 132 amino acids. Gene Ontology annotation, cellular component: myelin sheath; cytosol; nucleus. NCBI's taxonomy places the organism in Eukaryota, Metazoa, Chordata, Mammalia, Carnivora, Canidae. Gene Ontology annotation, biological process: fatty acid transport; membrane organization. Gene Ontology annotation, molecular function: fatty acid binding. The transcript has 4 exons.
AUGAGCAACAGAUUCCUGGGCACCUGGAAACUUGUCUCCAGUGAGCACUUUGAUGAUUACAUGAAAGCUCUGGGUGUGGGGUUAGCCACCAGAAAACUGGGAAAUUUAGCCAAACCCCGUGUGAUCAUCAGCAAGAAAGGGGAUAUUAUAACUAUAAGAACUGAGAGUACAUUCAAAAAUACAGAGAUCUCCUUCAAGUUAGGUCAGGAAUUUGAAGAAACCACAGCUGACAACAGGAAAGCAAAGAGCAUUGUAACCUUGUCAAGAGGCUCAUUGAAUCAAGUGCAGAAAUGGGAUGGCAAAGAGACAACAAUAAAAAGAAAGUUGGUGGAUGGGAAAAUGGUAGUGGAAUGUAAAAUGAAGGGCGUGGUAUGCACCCGAAUUUAUGAGAAGGUCUGAGAAAAAUCAUUUCCUCAUUGAAGUGAUAUUUGAUCAUUUGAGGUUGGAAAUCAACAGUUUUCGUUGGCAAGACCCGACUAUACUGCAAUUUGUUUGUUUUUGCUUUUGUCUUAAUAGAUCAGAUAGGUAAAGGCCUAAACUGAGGAUUAAUCUAAAAUUAAGUGUUGUUUAAACAUUUUUAAUUUACAUGCAUUUCCUUACUAUAUUAAAGUAUGUAUAUUGGCCAGACCUAAAUAGUUGACAUUGUGAUUUAAUUAUCUGUGAAAUUCUAACUCGUGUUGUACUUUGUAUACAGAAAUGAUAGUAAAGCAAAUAAUCUGAUAGUAAAAGGAAGUAAAUGUAUUGAUUGGGGUAACAGGAGGAUGAUGGGGAGGAGGAUCAGAAGUGAAACAAACUACAGGAAGGAGCUGUUUUAAAGCAGAGUUCUAUUUCAGCUAAAAGGGCAGCCUCUACUCCAGCUGAUUUUUUUAAAUUGAGGGAUAAUUUAUGGACAGUGAAAUGCACAGACAUUAAGGGUAGAGUUCAAUCCAUCGUGACAAAUACAUGCACACAUAUAACUCACAUCCUGAUCAAGAUAAUGGUACAUUUCUAAUCCCAGAAAGUUUUCUCAUGCCUCUUCCCAGUCAAUGUCCUGCCCUGU